AUGCCUGUAGGCCUGCUGCUGCUGCUUGGGGCCACUGCAGCUGCCGCCUCCCAGACACGCGGCCUCCAGUUCGGGCCUGUGCCCGCCGGGAGGCUGGAGGGCCCGCUGCUCACCGCCACCUCCGCCGCAGCCAUGGCUGCUGCCUCCUACCCGGCCCUGCGCGCCCCUCUGCUGCAGUCGCUGGCAGUGGCCACGGGCCCGGUGCGGGGCUACAGCCAGGAGUCCAAAACUACCUACCUGGAAGACCUUCCACCACUCCCUGAGUAUGAAUUGGCCCCAUCCAAGAUAGGAGAGGAAGUGGAUGAUGUUUUUCUCAUUCGAGCUCAAGGAUUGCCCUGGUUGUGCACUGUGGAAGAUGUGCUUAACUUUUUCUCAGACUGCAGAAUCUGCAAUGGCGAGAAUGGAAUACACUUCCUCUUAAAUAGAGAUGGGAAAUGAAGGGGUGAUGCCUUAAUUGAAAUGGAGUCAGAGCAAGAUGUGCAGAAGGCCUUAGAGAAGGACUGCAUGUACAUGGGGCAGCAGUACAUGGAAGUAUAUGAGAUAAACAAUGAAGAUGUGGAUGCCUUAAUGAAGAGCCUACAGGUCAAAUCUUCACCUGUGGUAAAUGAUGGUGUGUUUCAUUUGCGAGGACUUCCUUAUAGUUGCAAUGAGAAAGACAUUGUAGACUUCUUUGCAGGUCUGAAUAUAGUGGACAUUACUUUUGUGAUGGACUACAGAGGGAGAAGAAAAACAGGAGAGGCCUAUGUGCAGUUUGAAGAACCCGAGAUGGCCAACCAAGCCCUGUUGAAACACAGGGAAGAAAUUGGUAACUGGUAUAUAGAGAUAUUUCCAAGCAGAAGGAAUGAAGUUCGAACACACAUUGGCUCUCAUAAGGGAAAGAAAAUGGCAUCUUCUCCUACUGCUAAAUAUAUAACUGAGCCCGAAGUGGUUUCUGAAGAACAUGAAGUAAAUGAGGAUAUUCACCCCAUAACAGCAUUUGAAAGUGAGAAGGAAAUAGAGUUGCCUAAGGAAAUGUCAGAAAAGCUUCUAGAGGCUGUGGAGCUGGGAACUACCCCGUCACUGCAUUUUGUCCACAUCAGAGGACUGCCUUUCCAAGCCAAUGCCCAAGACUUUUUUGCUCCACUGAAGCCUGUGAGGAUCACCAUGGAAUGUAGCUCCAGCGGGAAGGCCACCAGGGAGGCCGACGUGCACUUUGAGACCCACGAGGACGCCGUUGCCGCCAUGCUCAAGGACCGGUCCCAUGUCCAUCAUAGGUAUAUUGAACUGUUCCUAAAUUCAUGUCCAAAAGGAAAAUAAGACUUCCAGGGACUCCAUCUCAUAAGGAUGAAGCAAGAAGCAUUUCAUUUGCACAUCUUUCUUGGACAUGGGCUAUAACGUUCCAGUUUAUUAGCAGCAGCUGCUAGAGAAAAGAUUUUGGGGUUUUUGGAUUAAUUACUUCUAAGAAAAAAUUCAUAAUGGACUAUUUAGAAAAAGAAAGAAAAAAUUCAGUUUGGGAUUAUGAAACAAACCACACAUUAAAAUUGUUCAAACUAUUCAGGAUUUGAUUUUAAAAACUGGUCUUUAUAUGAUU
Molecule: messenger RNA, 1570 nt
Organism: Lepus europaeus (European hare)
Lineage: Eukaryota; Metazoa; Chordata; Mammalia; Lagomorpha; Leporidae
Product: G-rich sequence factor 1-like
Exons: 2
Biological process (GO): regulation of RNA splicing
Cellular component (GO): ribonucleoprotein complex; nucleoplasm
Molecular function (GO): RNA binding
Source: RefSeq, a predicted model, not a curated record